CUUUAGAAGCAAUCUUUUAAUGUGAUAGUUUAUUAAUUAGUUGAAAUUCACUAUCCCCAAGCAGCCGGCAUCCGUCAAACACCGAAGCUCACACAUAUUAUCUAGCUUUUGUUUGGGAAGAAAUAAAUCUAAAUCUACACAAAAAAAAUUCUGAAACGACCCUUGAAUUUUUUUAGAAGCAGAGUUAUAACUAUAGCAGCAUAGUUAUAACUUUAUUAUUCUGUUAAUUGGAUAGCUAGAGCGUUGCAGGAGUUACUCAUGGGCUGUUGCUCGUCUCCCCGCACCACCGUUGCGGGUGUUGCAGUGUUGCAUCUCGUCGGAGCAUUAGGUUGCAUCGGACUGUGCAGUUACUUGCUUACGCUCGAGGGCCCGAAGCUGGAACUCGUCUUGACGCAGUCAUGGACGCUACUGACGACGAUGCAUCUGCCGGUGGUGGUGGACGCCGACGGUAAUGUAGUGACGAACCGCAACCGCAGCGGCUCUGAAGUUAUCCUCGUCAGUGGAACAGACCACCGAGACGAUGAGCCGAUGGGCAGAAGUGCUUACGAAAUUCGGUUGACUGACGAGCCAGAAAAAGAUGACGUUUCAGGAGAAAGAGAAUUUGUGCCUGACAUUGACGAAAGCUCAGACGCUAGAGUACUUGAUGUUAUAGACAAGAGAACAGGUAUCUUCCUUCAGGAAGAUGAAGAGAAUGAAGAUUUUCUUGACGAAAAUGAGCCCAACACUCUUCUAUAUUUGAACAAUAAUGCAUCAGGAUCUGUAGAUAAUGAGACCGUUCGAUCUAACGAAGAUUUCUAUGGAUACUUACCACUAAAUUUUUCAGAUCAUGAUGUAGGGAAUGGAGCUUCGAAUCUUAGCUUUUCGCGAGAAAAUUAUAGCUUGGCGGAAAAUGACUUGAACGUGACUGAAAUUCCCAUUGUUGAAGAUGAAUAUGAAAUGUUUGCAAACAACUCUGCCAGCCUGGGUGGGAAUGAGGAAGUGAAUAACCUGACAACUAUCCUGGACCCGCAUGUUUUAUACGUUGACGUUCCGGAUCACAAAGUUACAAACAUUUCAGAUAUACAGGAUACUUUCAGUUCAAAUCGGCCUGAAGGAAACGGAAACAAUAUGGAGUUAACAACGCCGAGGAUUUUACGUUCUGAGGAAGAGAGUUUUCCAACAUCGUCUGAAUUUAUGUCAGUUUCUGUGACAAGGAGAAGUGCUGUGACUCCAACGUUUAAUACUCUUUUCACGGAAUUAUCUUCAGUAGGUCCGAACUUAAUCGUUUCUGAAAGCCCGUCAAAUGUGUCGACCGAUUCCUUAAUCAACGCGGUUCAUGGCAGUUCUUCAGGAGGAACAAAUGGAUUUGACAGCAGCAGUCCAGCUCCCGAUGGAUACGUGGUUACCAGCACUUCAACAACUCCAGAUAAUGAACGGUCUAACUCUUCAUUCGAUGAUACCGAACUCCUGCCGACCGCCCAGCCACUCCGGUCCGGCGACCAGCCGAGGUUUAGCCGCAUGCACCACAGCAACAACUUCUCUUUAGAAGACGAUAAUUAUUCUGGUGAUGAGCCUUUCACCUUCACCAUCCCUCCCAUCGUCACCACCACCGGCUUCAUCUCGGCAGUUCUAACGUCCACAAAUCCUGCAGACCCUGAAACAGACCCUGAGCUGAGCUCGCUGCUGUUCGAGCUGACGGCAGGGGCUUGCGUCUUGGGUCUGCUGGUCUACUUUAUCCUGUGCGUCAUCGCCGCGACGCUGCUACUCUCAGCCGCCAUCUGGAGGCUGGAGGAGCUGAUGCUGCCGUGGCUGGUGCUGGAGUGGGUGUCGCUGCUCUCGGCCAUCGCUGUGGUGGGAGUUUUGACGUGGCGACUGCUGGAGGAGGGGGUGUUGCUGUGGUGCUGGUGGUUGGUGGUACUUGGCACUGCAGUGGUGGUGGUGCUCAUCCUGUGUUUGGUACUCGUGAUGGAAGCGUACCAGACCUUGCCAUACGAAAUCACUUACGAUGCUCCAGACGCAUACGAAAUGCAGUACAUAACCGAUAAGAGACGCACAAGCACCUGUGGGCAACCGCCAAGUGAGUGGCAGCGUCACACACGGAGCGACUUUGAGAUGUCCACUCAUCUCUGAAAUAGUAUUACGAAAAAUAAAGCGCCAUAUUGUCCAAAUGAUGUCACACUAUCUUACCCGCAGCAAAAUCUGAGAGCAGACGUAGCACUGAAUACGCCAUUGUGCCGGACCAAACUGAGUCAGGAUGACUCACAUUUGGGCAAUACGCAUCUUCUGAACUAAAUCUCAAUUUGAAUUAAGUCACAAACAUUUAUCUGAUGUACAGAACAUCCUUCAAUAAGACAAACGAUUUCGAAUAAUUUCUUCAAUAAUUUAUCGGUUACAGAAAGCCACAAACAUUUGCGUCUGUGAUGGCAGUAACUGCAGUUGCAAUUUUCAUAGUAUUUUUAACAAUGAAUAUAUAUUAAGAUUGUGAUGCAAAAUCUUUAUGGCUAUUUAACAGAAAUAUUUGUUGUCUUGAAUGACUUAGUGCUGAGCUUUCUGGAAACAGUCAAAACAGUUUAUCGUAUCGACUUUGACAAUAAUUUCCGUCUUUUCAUCUCAUGAGAGCGAAUUUUCAGUCCCGAGUUUCAUCAUCCGUUUUUGAGUCAGGAUGCAUGCCAGAGGCCAGCAUUGCCCAAUUUGAGUCUGCGGUGGAGACGAAAUUUUCCUUACUAAAUCCGCAGUGCCUAAUUACCAUGAAACUGACAAACAACUAUGAUAUCUACCUGUCAUUAUUCAUAAUCAUUCACUCGACAAAAAACCAUAACAUUUGUGACUAAUAGCUAUCAUUGUUCCGUCACACAAGAAGCAUUUGCCUAAUUAAUAUUCAGUUUAGAUUUGUUCAUUGUCGAAAAAUUACUAGUCAAUGUAAAUACUCAGUUUUAUCUUAACGUUAUAUUCGUAAGUAAUCUGCCUUAUAAAUAAACUGUUAGAUUUAAUCGUUCAUAUUGACAUUUUGUUGUGGGCUGCGUUUUUGGGCAAAUAGUGGGCUGCGUUUUGAAUAGUCGAUGCGAGUUUUUAGUGCCAGGAUUUAACAACAGUUAUAAGUUAGGAAAAAUUUCGAACUAAAUUGUUCGUGCAAUAUUAGUGUUACUAAUUUCAGUCCAAGGAGCGAGGCACGUUGUUUUCACUAUUUUGCCAUCAUCUAAUAUUCUAAUUCAAUGUUUCAGGCGAGUAAUGAAAAUAACAAACUUCACACCAAUAAUAAUUAAAAGGUUAUGGGUAUGAAAACUUGGCUUGUAUAUAAUAAUUUUGAUUUGGACAUUGGCCCUGUAUUUGUAUGGUUCUUUUUCCCUGCAAUUAAGAGGGCUCUUGUGAUGCGUGUCUGUGCUCGUCUAAAUUCCUGUGGGAUCUCGCAUUCCUAGGGCAUUGUUCCUGAGCGCCCCACCACAGAGCUCGAGUUGCCUGAACGCCGGUCUCAGUUGUGGGGGUUAAAUUAUCGUGAAGGCAGGGCAGUUGUGGGGGUUAAGCUAACGUGAAGGCAGGACAGUUAAGGGGUUGAGUUGCUGUGUAGGCGGGCAGUUGUGGGGUUAAGCUAACGUGAAGGCAGUGCAGUUAAGGGGUUGAGUUGCCGUGUAGGCAGGGCAGUUGUGGGGUUGAGUUGCCGUGUAGGCAGGGCAGUUGUGAGGUUGAGUUGCCGUGUAGGCAGGGUAGUUGUGGGGUUGAGUUGCCGUGUAGGCAGGGCAUUUGUUGGGUUGAGUUGUUGUGUAGGCAGGGCAGUUGUAGGGUUGAGUUGUUGUGUAGGCAGGGCAGUUGUGGGGUUGAGUUGUUGUGUGGGCAGGGCAGUUGUAGGGGACGUAGGUAGGAUCCCUUACAUUUCCCUUCUCUGUCUCUCUCGUGCGAGCGGCCGACGU
Messenger RNA from Hyalella azteca, 3884 nucleotides. RefSeq lists its product as uncharacterized. The record is from RefSeq and is a predicted model, not a curated record. NCBI's taxonomy places the organism in Eukaryota, Metazoa, Arthropoda, Malacostraca, Amphipoda, Hyalellidae. Bases 259 to 2109 code for a protein of 616 amino acids. The transcript has 10 exons.